Molecule: messenger RNA, 1995 nt
Organism: Salvia hispanica
Lineage: Eukaryota; Viridiplantae; Streptophyta; Magnoliopsida; Lamiales; Lamiaceae
Source: RefSeq, a predicted model, not a curated record
UUUGAGCAUUGGAGCCACGAGCAUCCACUCAGUUUGGUGGAAGCUUGUGGGGGAGAAUACUGCUAUGGUUGUGACGAUCGGUUUAGCAGCGGAGAGCAAGCUUAUGGAUGCAGCAUCGGUGGGUGUAACUACUCAAACUUAUUACACGAAGAAUGUGCAACAACGGCAAGAAAGAUACGACAUCCAUCGCACCACCCUCAACACAUACUCGUUCAACAACACGAACCGGAUUUAAAUCGUUGUUCUACCUGUGAAAGGUAUAUUUGGAGCAUUGGUUACAAAUGUACAUGCUCUGAAUGUAAGUUCGAGAUGCACUUGAGAUGCUCGCAAAGUGAUGGGCUGAUCAAUGCAGUAGCAGACGAUGACGUUGAGCAAAUCCGCGACAUUAUACGCCAUCCAAGUCAUCCGGACCACGACAUGAAGUUGUUGAGAAGAAGGUGUUCAUUCAAGUGCGAUGCUUGUGGCACCACAGGCGCCAAAGGGAGUUCCUCCUACACAUGCACCGCAGAUGCUUGCCAGUAUUGGAUCCAUGAGAGAUGUGCUUCUUUGCCUCAAAGCUUGAAAAGGGAAGACCAUCAUCACCCUCUUUCUCUCUCUUUUCAUGUCCCACUUGAAUAUAUCAUAUUUGACUACAAAUGUGAUGUAUGCAGCAAAAUUCUGCUGCCCAAAAAUUGGUUAUAUCAUUGUCAAAUUUGUAGAUAUAUUGUCCACAUCAAGUGUGCCUUCGACAAGCCGCCUCGCAUCAUUGAGAAUAUAGGGAAAGACAUUAUUCAUCUUCCAGCGAAUGAGGUGGCCGGGGAACUAAUUACACCGUUUGUGAUGAGACAAAGAGGAGGAGAAACAUUGAUACCACCCAUCAUCAUCCCUGCUACUGCUGCUGAUGAGUUGAUGAAGGUGAAAUAUAAGUUCAUUCAUCACCAAUAUCAGCUCACUUUACUGUCAUCUGGCAAUCGAAGCCAAGAAGAAGAAGAAGAAGAUGAGGAGAAUUAUGGAGUGAGAUCGGAAUUGAUAUGUGAUGGGUGCAUCACUCCUAUAUCUUCAUCUUCAAACUACUAUAUGAGCUGCGGUGAAUGCAGAUACAAUCUUCACCUGGCUUGCUAUCACUUGCCACCUCAACUCUCCUCACAUCCACUCCACCAACAUGAUGAUCACCAGCUAGUCCUCCAAUCUUUGGACAAACACCAACCUUGGACGAGGAAAGAGUGCAGUGUUUGCGAGUAUGAAACUAAUGGGCUGUUUUACACCUGUACAAAGUGCAGCUUCAAAGUAGAUAUCCAAUGCGCUUGUAUGCCGGAUACCAUACACCACGCAGCUCACCCGCGACAUCUCCUCAAGCAUGUGACUCAGUCCGAUCUAAGCAGAGAUAUCAACCGACGACACUUGUGGUGUGCUGCUGGUUGUGAUGACGGCAUAACCUAUUACGAUUGUUACAGGUGCAGCAACAACUCAUGUGAUUUCAUAGUGCACGUCAGAUGCGCUUUGCUGCCUGUGUCGGUCAGCAGCCGUAGAUGGGACGAGCACCACCCGCUGCUGCUGACGUACAACGCCACUCUCAACCGUCCUGGUGAUUUCUACUGCGACCAAUGUGAGACACAGAUGAAUCCCAGGAGCUGGAUGUAUCGCUGCCACGCCUGUGAUAUAUCCUUCCAUCCUAAAUGCUUUAUAACUACAUCCGGCAGAUAUAGAAACUGGAAGUUGGGGCAGAAAUAUGUGAAUGACGCAGUUCACCAACACCCUCUCACCUUUCAACUUCUCACCACAAAACGCCGCUGCGACAAUUGUGGUUGGGAUAAAUAUGAACGGCAAGGAUUCUACUGUGCAUUAUGCAACUUCUUCAUUUGUUACUACUUCUGCAGUAGAGGAUUGAUUAAAAAUGUUGAUUGAGAGAAAUUAUCAUACUUUGUCUAGAAUUACUCAAUUCUCCCUCUUUCUACUCGUAUUUGUAUGUUAUUAUUAUCAUGACUUAUUGUUAUAAAUUUGUAUACUUUUCAAAUU